This is a messenger RNA of Hemicordylus capensis (graceful crag lizard), 3188 nucleotides long. RefSeq names its product sorting nexin 29 (gene SNX29). The transcript is spliced from 22 exons. The coding region runs from base 146 to 2599 and encodes 817 amino acids. Gene Ontology annotation, molecular function: phosphatidylinositol binding. The record is from RefSeq and is a predicted model, not a curated record. Lineage: Eukaryota; Metazoa; Chordata; Lepidosauria; Squamata; Cordylidae.
UUCCGGGUGACGAAAGAUCGCUUCCGGUUUGGAAUCUCCCGUGAAGUCCCUGUCGCGGGGCGGGGCGGAGGGAGCCGGGUCGGGCUGGGCUUGGCUUCCUUGCCCGGCGCGGAGGGGAGCUAGUCCGCUGGGGCGAGGGAGCACCAUGAGCGGGUUGCAGAAUCAUGUUGCCAAAAGACAGUUUCUUCUGGAGAGAUUACUGGAUGCGGUUAAACAGUGCCAGAUCAGAUUUGGAGGAAGAAAAGAGAUUGCUUCCGAUUUGGACAGCAGAGUUACGUGCCUUUGUGCUCAGUUUGAAUCUGUGCUUCAGCAUGGUUUGAAGAGGACCCGGGGACUAGCAUUAACGGCGGCAGCAAUCAAGCAGGCAGCCGGCUUCUCCAACAAAACGGAAACGGAGCCUGUGUUCUGGUAUUACGUGAAAGAAGUUCUUAAUAAACAUGAACUGCAACGCUUCUACUCGCUGAAGAACAUCACGACGGAUGUUGGCCGGAGUCGUGCCUGGCUGCGCUGUGCGCUGAAUGAGCAUUCCUUAGAAAGAUACUUCCACAUGUUGCUUGCGGACAAGACGCGGCUUAGUGUCUUCUAUGAAGACUGGUCCUUCAUGAUAGACGAAGAACGCUCUAGUAUGAUCCCCACCAUGGCAGCUGGGCUGAACUCCAUUCUUUUUGCAAUCAACAUCGAUAACAACGAUUUAAAUGGGCAAAACAAAUGCCCGCCCACCGUAUCCGACCUCCUCAAAGAAUCCACGCAGAAUGUCACCUCCAUGUUGAAGGAAUCUACCCAGGGGGUUAGCAGCCUUCUCAGGGAAAUCACAGCCUCUUCUCCUGUUUCCAUUUUGAUCAAAUCUGACCAAGAUGCCGACCCAUUGCCAGUUCUGUCGAAGAGCGUUAGUGGUGAUCUAAAAUGCAGGAAAGAGCGAAUGGCAAAGAAAAAGAAGAAAGUCACAAACAUCAUUUCGUUUGACGACGAACAGAACUUGGGGGACAUCUUAAGGGCCACGGCUGCAGAGGAUUGCUCCGAAGAGAACCUGGGCAGGUCUCCUGCCUUCGUCGUUGCGCCUCCCUUGGAAGCCCUGUUGGCGAAGCGGCAUGGGAGCCAGAGGGUGCCUUUGCUGAAAAACGACUCCAGAUAUCUCAAUGGGGACAGCUCCUUCCAGAAGCUGGAUGUGAAAAGCAUCGAUGACGAAGACGUGGAUGAAAAUGAGGAGGGCUUUAGCAAAACGCUAGGACACCACAACGUGGCGGAGGACACAGACUCUGGCGGAAGACCGUCUGAGGGUGUCGUGAGCAGUUCGCUGGAUUGUUCUUGGUCUCCUCUCCAAGUCCUGAACACCGAUUCUGAUGUGUUGUUCCCGGUCGGUGCCGUAGGCCCGUUCUCCCAGAAUGUUAACCUGGAGAAUGGUGAUGGGCACGAAAGUGCUGAUUUUGUGGAAGAAUUGGCUCCGGAAAAUGCCGAUCCGCACUACAGGAUAGAAGCUAGUCCCCCUGCCCAAGAGAACACUUUAAAUGAUCUCCUGCCGUCUGCUACUAUGCCAGAAUCCAUGACAGUUGUUGAACUUCGGCAAGCCAUUGUGGCCAUGAUGAACCGGAAGCAUGAACUGGAAGAGCAGAGCCGGUCUCUGAGGAACCUCCUUGAUGGAGAGAUGGAACAUUCUGCAGGGCUACGUCAAGAAAUGGACAACCUGAAAAAGAAAGUUUCAGAACAGGAGGAGCGCUACACUGUGAAGAUCCAGGCCUUGGCAAGAGAAAACGAGGUGCUUAAGGUGCAGCUAAAGAAAUAUGUCGGAGCUGUCCAAAUGCUGAAACGGGAAGGUCAGACUCUGGAAGGAUUGCCAAAUCUUUGGAAUGUGGAGAGUGAACUUACCAUUCCUGAGCAAAAGCAAGUGGAAAAUAAUGAGGAAUUGGCAAACUCCUAUGAAAGAAAGCUGAUUGAGGUGGCGGAAAUGCAUGGCGAGCUGAUCGAGUUCAAUGAAAGACUUCACCGUGCUUUGAUGGCCAAGGAAGCUCUCGUCUCUCAGAUGAGACAGGAACUCAUCGACUUGAGAGGACCGGUCCCUGGAGAUCUGAGCCAAACAUCGGAAGACCAGAGUUUGUCGGAUUUUGAAAUAUCAAAUCGAGCUCUCAUAAAUGUCUGGAUCCCCUCAGUCUUUCUCCGUGGAAAAGCGGCAAAUGCAUUCCAUGUUUAUCAAGUAUACAUCAGGAUAAGAGAUGACGAGUGGAAUGUUUACCGAAGAUAUACAGAAUUCAGAAGCCUGCACCACAAACUACAGACAAAAUACCACCAAGUGAGGAGUUUCAACUUCCCACCAAAGAAGGCCAUUGGGAACAAGGAUGCAAAGUUUGUAGAGGAGCGACGGAAGCAGCUACAGAAUUACUUGAGAAAUGUGAUGAACAAGGUCAUCCAGACGCUGCCCGAAUUCUCUGCCAACCCUAAAAAAGAGACUCUCAUCCAACUGAUGCCCUUUUUUCUUGACUUCCAACCAACGGGGGAACCUGCAGGCAGAAGUAAUCGCCCACGAGGAACGAACCGAUUCCCACGGCUGUCUCGGAGCCAUCAAAGAGAGCCACGGAAUCCGGAACCUCAAAGCGGUGACCUUUGACUUUGCGGAUAAUUGUGACCACUAGCACCGUUGACAUGAAUUGACUGAAAUUGUUUUCUACAAUACCACUGAAGGAGAAGCCAGACUCACCUGUAUUUGCGUAGAAUUGCUUCUUCCACGUCUAUGUCCUUCCAUGUAAUCGAUUCUUCUCUGCAUUCCACUGCUAGGACGUAUUUAUCAGUUAUUCCAUAAUAAUUUGCUGACAUAAAUGUACUCCUGUGAAUACUGAAUGAUCUAAAAUGGUAAAACCAGAUGACUCUAAGUGCAAUGAAAUGACAACAGAACACUCUUAACAGGCCUGCAAUAGAGGAUUUUCAGUUUGUUGAGCUUUGAGCAUAGGAAAUAUAUUAAUUCUGAAAUAGUGUAUGUAUAUAUGGUAGUUGCUUCUAUAAACUAAUGGUAUUAUUUUAACCCAUGUUAUGUUUAUAUAAUUUUAAAUCCUAUGUAUAUAUAAUUUUCUAAAACACUUUCUUGUAUUAAUAUUUCUUUUGGGGGGGGGACACUCCUGUGGUAAUUUUGUUAAAAUCUGGUUAAAAUAUGCUAGUUUGCAACUGAGGAAAUAAACAAAAUUUUGUAUGUUUAAGCAAGA